AUGGCUAGGCCUUGUGGAAAGACAGAUAGAAGUAUCAUUGUCGACACCGAUAGUUUUGGUAAUGGGCAUCUUCAGUUAUUGAGUUCUUGGGCGGAAGUAUAUCGCAAAAUUGGAUUCUUUCGCACGUAUAUAGGGAUAUAUCCUGUUGUCAUAAUUUAUAAAGCUGAAAUUUUAGAGACAAUUUUAAGCAGCAAUGUGAACAUUUAUAAAGACAAAGGAUAUCGAUUUCUUAACGUCUGGCUUAAGGAUGGAUUAUUUACGAGCUCUGGAUCGAAAUGGCGAGCCAGAAGAAAACUUCUUACUCCUUCGUUUCACUUUAAAAUUUUGGAAGACUUUUUCCCAAUUUUCAAUGAUCAUUGCUCAGUUAUGUUAGAUAUAAUGAACAAUUGCGUUGACCACGAUUGGGUUGAUAUCGUACCGAUUAUCACUAGAUGCAAUCUAGAUAUUAUCUGUGAAACAGCAAUGGGUGUAAAAUUAAAUUCACAAAUUUGUCAAGACAGAGGAUAUAGAAGUAAUUUGGAAAGUCUAGUGCAAAACUUAAAUAAAUUUUCGAAAAUAACUAAUGGAACUGAUUCAUUUCUAAGCGGCAAGAUGAUAUGAAACAUGAAGAACUAAACCACAAUGUAAAUCAAUUAAAGGAAAACUAUUACUCUUACC
Messenger RNA from Centruroides sculpturatus (bark scorpion), 657 nucleotides. RefSeq names its product cytochrome P450 4V2-like. Gene Ontology annotation, molecular function: iron ion binding; heme binding; oxidoreductase activity, acting on paired donors, with incorporation or reduction of molecular oxygen. Bases 1 to 600 code for a protein of 199 amino acids. The transcript has 6 exons. The record is from RefSeq and is a predicted model, not a curated record. NCBI's taxonomy places the organism in Eukaryota, Metazoa, Arthropoda, Arachnida, Scorpiones, Buthidae.